Messenger RNA from Tetrahymena thermophila SB210, 960 nucleotides. RefSeq names its product uridine kinase. Lineage: Eukaryota; Ciliophora; Oligohymenophorea; Hymenostomatida; Tetrahymenidae. Gene Ontology annotation, molecular function: kinase activity; ATP binding. The record is from RefSeq and is a predicted model, not a curated record. Gene Ontology annotation, cellular component: cytoplasm. The transcript has 5 exons.
AUGGAUCUCUUAAAAAACUUAAAAGAACAAGUUAACUCUUAGCAAUCAGAAACUGAGAAGGAAGAAUCUCAAACCCAAGCCUAGGUCUAACAAAAUGACGAAAAAAGCAACCUCAGCAAUAAGUCUAAAUUGACUAAUUAAAAUAAAAAGGAAGUCCAAAUUAACUACUUCUAAUCACCAGCCUUUAACAACACUAUUUUGAAUAGUCUUGCUUCUAUUAAGCCUAUGACUUUACAAGAUAACAGCAAAGCAUUUGUCAUUGGUAUUUGUGGAGGUGUUUCUGCUGGUAAAAGUAUUAUUACAAACUUAAUUUACAACUCCUUAAAGACUCAUAAUCUUAGUGUUGCAAAUCUCAUCCAAAGCAGCUUCUAUAAACAGAUUCCUUAAAAUGAUUAAAAUUAAAAUAAAGAUGAACAAAAAAAGAACUACAACUAUGAUGAACCUGAUGCUAUUGACUGGGUUCAUUUCAAGGAAGCUCUUACUACUUUGAUCGAUAAGAAACCUUUUAAUGCUCCUGUUUAUGAUAUGAAAUUAGAAUAGUAUUCUAAGGAAACUUAAAAUUAUAGAACUGCAGAUGUCAUUAUUGUUGAAGGUACUCUUAUCUUCUCACAAGAACCUAUCAGAGAAUUAUUUAACCUCAAGCUUUUCCUCGACACUGAUGAAGAUGUUAGAUUAAGCAGAAGAAUUUAUAAGGAUGUUUGCAUUAGAGGUAAAGAUAUUGAAAAUGUUGUUCAAAGAUAUUUAAAAUACACCAAGAUUGGCUUCGAAAAAUACACUCUUCCUUCAAAGAAGUAUGCUGAUAUUAUCAUUCCUAACUACGGUGGUGGUUACUCUUCUUCUUACCAAGAAGAAAUCCUUGCAGGUUUUGGUUCAUUAGAUAAUGCUGCUUUAGAAGUUAUUAUUAACCAAAUCGUAACUAGGGGAGUAGAAUAAAAAGUAAAAUAAGGCCAAUAAAACUGA